Gamsiella multidivaricata is the source of this 2796-nucleotide messenger RNA. Its product is annotated as neutral trehalase. Bases 408 to 2738 code for a protein of 776 amino acids. The transcript is spliced from 5 exons. Gene Ontology annotation, biological process: trehalose catabolic process. The record is from RefSeq and is a predicted model, not a curated record. Gene Ontology annotation, cellular component: cytoplasm. Gene Ontology annotation, molecular function: alpha,alpha-trehalase activity; calcium ion binding. Lineage: Eukaryota; Fungi; Mortierellomycota; Mortierellomycetes; Mortierellales; Mortierellaceae.
CCCCUUAGGAAGGAAGAGAAAAAGAAUAGGCAAGCUGGCUUUUUCUGUACGAGGGCGGGGACCAAGGACGAUGACGAUCCAUUAUUGGUCCAUCCUGAGUGCAGGUGCAGGGUUGGAGGAGGCACCUGGACGCAUUGUCACAGGCUGGAAAAUCUCUUGAAGCCUUCAUCCUCCCUUACGUCGUAUUUCUCUUUUCCUUCUCUUCCCUCCUUUUCCUUCUCGUCCUUCUUCCUCAUCUCCAUUCCUUCUCAUUCCUUCGUCGAAUCACCCACUCACCUCCACUUUCCUAUUCAGCUGAACAAGCACCCUAUUUUUUAUUUUCAUUUUAUUUUUAUUGCUUUACUGAGAGCCCUUUUCUUUACUUCCUCUGUCUGCGUGUGUGUGUAUCCAAACAUACUUACUUAAUCAUGAACUUGACAGAGAAGUUCACCAGCAUGAGGAUGUCAGACGGCACCCCAGGACUGCCCAUCCCUCCCUCUGCUACAUCCGUCCCAGCAAACGAGUACUAUGCCAAUGCAAACUACGUCUCCCGCCACCGGACCCUUAGCAGCUCCAGCAAGCCUGCAAGCCAGACCACCGAGAACGCCGCAAAUCCGCUAACGGGUGCUGGCACCACAAAGUACAGGCGACAGCGACGAGGCUCGCAUGACGACAAGGCCAUCAAACCACGACGAUUUCUCAUUGAUGUGGAAGAGACACAGCGACUGAUCCUGGAGCAGGAAGACACCGACGGAGACUUUCAGAUCACGGUCAAUGAUAUCGGGCCAAAGGUGAUCACCCUCGGAACCGCCGAUUCAGCAGGGUUCAACAAGUAUGAUGUCCGCGGCACCUACAUGCUCAGUAACCUCCUUCAGGAACUCUCACUGGCACAGGACUACGGCCGAAAGUACGUAGUCUUGGACGAGGCGCGGCUGAACGAGAACCCUGUUGAUCGACUGUCUCGCAUGAUUCGACAUCAUUUUUGGGAUGGUCUGACUCGACGAAUCGAUGCCGAAGGACUGGAGAUGAUCUCGAAUGAUCCCAAGAACCGGUCCAAGAACACAGCUCCGCGGAUCUACGUUCCUUAUGGUGAGGAUGAGGUUCUGGAGUACUACAACAGUGUAAAGAUUACCAAGCCGAAUCUGCAGUUGCAGGUAGAACAGCUUCCUAAGGACAUUACCCCAAAAUAUGUCCAGUCAAUUAACGAGAAGCCCGGGAUCUUGGCUUUGGCGAUGACGAAGCAUGUGGAUGAGGAUGGACAUGAGACCUUGAAGGGUGUGCCGUUUGUGGUGCCUGGUGGUCGGUUCAACGAGAUGUACGGCUGGGACUCGUAUUUUGAGUCGCUCGGUUUGUUGGUGGACGGUCGUUUGGAGUUGGCCAAGGGUAUGGUCGACAAUUUCGUGUACGAGAUCCAGCACUAUGGCAAGAUCCUGAACGCCAACCGCAGUUACUAUUUGACAAGAACACAGCCACCCUUCCUGACGGACAUGAUGCUCAAGGUUUAUGACCGUCUUCCGCCGAGUCUAGAGGAUGAGAACAAGCAAUGGCUCGCGGUGGCAUUGACGGCCUCGAUUAAGGAGUAUUUCACGGUUUGGAUGUCGGAGCCUCGCCUUGAUCCCGAAACAGGUCUAUCGAGAUUCUAUAGCGAGGGAAUCGGCAUGCCACCAGAGACGGAAGCGACGCACUUUGACCAUGUCAUCAAACCGUUUGCGGAUGCGAUGGGGUUGUCGAUCGAGGAAUACAGCCACAUGUAUAACGAGGGCACGGUGAUUGAACCGGCCUUGGAUACGUACUUCAAGCACGACCGCGCGGUUCGGGAGUCCGGACACGAUACAACUUACCGACUAGACAACUGUUGUGCGGAUAUCGCGACUGUUGAUUUGAACGCACUUUUGUACAAGUACGAAAUGGAUAUUGCGGAUACGAUCCAGACGAUCUUUGGAGACUCGUUCGAGGCUCCGUUCUUUGAGAGCUACGAGACUGUGGAGUUGGACACGAAGGAUCGGCCCGCGACGGUGGUCCAUAAAGCUGCAGAAUGGCUUGAGCGAGCGCGCGUACGUCAGGAAAAAUUGAACCAAUAUUGCUGGAACGAAGAGCGAGGGAUGUUCUUUGAUUAUGACACCCGGUUGAAGGCGAUGGGUACGUACGAGAGCGUCACGACAUUCUAUACCAUGUGGGCUGGAUGUGCAGAUCGUGAGAAAGCUGAGAGGAUGAUGACCUCGGCGUUACCGUUGUUUGAGGUGACGGGAGGAUUGGUCUCGGGCACAGAAUCGUCCCGCGGCUUUAUUACCCUGGCACGGCCUAACCGUCAGUGGGACUUUCCUUUCGGAUGGGCACCUCACCAGAUCAUUUCCUGGAUUGGGUUUGAACGUUAUGGCUUUAUCGAAGAGGCCAGGCGCACUUGCUACAGGUGGUUGUACACUAUCACAAAGUCAUUUGUGGACUUUAACGGAGUGGUUCCCGAAAAGUUCGACAUUGUGAAGAUGACACACAAGGUCCAGGUCGAGUAUGGAAACGUUGGUGUGGACUUCAAGUUUAUCCCACGUGAGGGGUUCGGGUGGAUGAAUGCCAGUUACCAAGUUGGAUUGGGAUACAUGGAUCGAGGCUUGAGACGAGCCCUUGGUGCGGUGAUGGAUCCAAACAUUGUGUUCAAGUCGCGAGAAUUAGAGAUGAGCAAGAAGAAGGACCUCCACAACAAGAGCUUUGUGGAACAGCCGCCAGAUGUCACGACGCGUCUUGUUCGACCCCAUCGAACGUAGAUCAAUGCAUAUGUAUAGUUGCGUUUUCUUGCCUCCUUUUUUUUUUUUUUCUUUUCUU